AUGGUUGAGGACCUGAAGGAAGCUUACUUCACCAUCGACAAGGGCCACACAGACGUGAUUACCAUGGAAGCCCUUGAACAGUACCGUCAGGAGAACGACCUCAGCGAAGCUUUCAUCAAACAAUGGAAAAAACUUUUCGAUCCAGAAAACACCGGCGUAAUCACGUUGGAGAGGUUCUGUGAAAAACUCGGCUUGGACUACUCGGAUGUCCGCGAGGACCGCGACAAAUUCGAGAACGCGGCCGCGGCCUCACAAGCUCAACCGGAAAUUCUUCAAAUCGCCGAAGACAUGGAACCAGAUAGGCAGAAGGCCAUCUUCGAAUUCGUUCAGCAGGCAGAGGAUAACAAUAAAGACAGUGAACGGGAAACUGUAAAGUGGCUUAAGUUCAAGCUGGAUGAAACCUUCGGGCGGUCCUGGCAUGUCUUCAUAAUCCACGGCAAAUACUACACGUAUUACUCAUGCGAGGCGGGAAGCUGUCUGAGUUUCCGAAAGGGGAGCCGAAUUUACAUAAUUUACAAGACACCCGAGUAA
Mesocestoides corti is the source of this 531-nucleotide messenger RNA. NCBI's taxonomy places the organism in Eukaryota, Metazoa, Platyhelminthes, Cestoda, Cyclophyllidea, Mesocestoididae. The record is from the annotation of a GenBank genome assembly.